Molecule: messenger RNA, 1914 nt
Organism: Durusdinium trenchii
Lineage: Eukaryota; Dinophyceae; Suessiales; Symbiodiniaceae
Source: the annotation of a GenBank genome assembly
AUGCUAACAGCUUUGGCCUUUGGGGCUGCCUGUGUGCCCUGGCGGUGUUGGCCCCGGCCGGUCGCUGGCAGACGACCCGAUCGGCCGCUGAGCUUGGGCCGCUUGGGCAUGUGGUUUGCAGCAGGCGCUGGUGUUUGUGUGCGCAGUGCGCGUGCACGCACAUUGACAAGAGGCGAAGCAGAGUCGUGGCGAGAACGCCGCGGACUGGUGGGACAAGAACUGGAAGGAUGGCCAUGUUCCAGUGCCGCAAGCAGACAAAGUGGCCAUCCGAAAGUCAGCAACCGUGAGUUGCAGAAGGUUCUUGACCAGAUACGCAGCACACCGAAGCAAGAUGUGUCCAGCAAACCUUUGUUGGCGAGAGCACGUGGCCUACUUCGAGCUGCGUUGAUUCGAGAAAAUGCAAUGUUUGCUGAUGAGGCACUGGGUGUGCUGGGGCGCUUGCAGCAUCACCGUGGUCUCCAGUUGUCAGAGGAAGAACUCUACAGAUUUGCUGAACCCUUAGUGAAACGCUCUUUGCGCUGGCGCUGUCCCAGUGAUGAAGAGGCUGCAGAGGAGUUGAUACGGCAACGGGGGGACUUGAAUCUUCCAGAGGAUCAGGUCUUCGAGAAGUCUUUGUCACUCUUGGCGACGCAACUCAUCCCAGCAUGGCUUGAGGAUGCGCAGAAUGCACGAGCAGAUCGGCUGAAGAUGGCCUCUGAAAGCUGGGAAUCACUUGGCGUUGAAGACUUGGAAGGCGCGGUGUUGCAUGUCUCAGUCUCCUUGGAAUUGGGCGACCGCCGGGCUUUACGAAGAUCCCUCGAGGUCAUUCUUUCUCAAACCACAGACCUGCGCUUGGUGCUGCAACCGGCAUUCCUGGCAGAUCUGGAGGCCCGUGGGCUGGUCUCACUGGACACACGGAACAGUUCAAACCACUGGUGCCAACAUGUUCAACGUGCUGCGUCCUUGGCCUGCUUGGGGGAGAAGGCUGGCGUCCUCCUUCGAAGACAUGGAGCCCUACUGCUGUCGGAGGGCCAGGUCAUUGCUGAAGGCUUUAACCACUGCGCUCCUCCGUUACGCCCCCGUGGCCUUGACCCUCAACUGGGACGGCACCGCACCUUCGACUCGCCCGAGGAGGCCCGGACAGUGGCGAAGCUCUCGUGGAAGCGCAGCCGACCGCGGCCAGCGCAGAGACAUGCAGAAGUGCAUUGCUUGUUGCAGGUACCACAACUGGAGUCAUUGAAGUCCUCGCACACUGAAAUUCUCAUUGUGGAGCUGGCUGAUGUAGGUCCCGGCUUCGCUUGGGCAGAGCCCUGCUCACGGGGAUGCAUGCAAUUGCUCAUGAAACAUGGUGUCCGGCAAGGCUGGUGGACCGAUGGCAAGGGCGGGUUGGUCACAAGGCCCUUCCGGCAUGAGCCGGGCUUGGAUGUGGCUGCCGCAACUUUUGAAGGAAGCGGUCGCCUGUCCAACGACCCCAUUUCCGAGCGCUCGUGUUUGGACAUGGCGUGGAAGCAGUUGCGGGAGACCGAAGGUUGCCGGCCUUGGACGCAGGAGGAGCUAGUGCAGCAGGGCGCUGAAGCUGUGGCUGAGCAGCAGCGCCAAGCGCCGCUCAAGCUACGAGGGCGAGUCUUCCCGCUUCCGCCGCGGAAGAGGAGUACGGAGUAUGCACAGGCUGUGAACGAACUGCACGACACAAGCCCAACGAAGGUGAAGAACUAUGGUAUUUGGCUUCGCUACGACAGCCGAACCAACACGCACAACAUGUACAAGGAGUAUCGGAACAUCAACAUCAACGGGGCCGUCGGACAGCUGUACCAGGAGAUAUUUCGCCGAUCCCAGGUGCUGACCCUGGAUCCAUUCAGAUCAUUCACGCUGCAACGGUGCCGGACGCGAACUGUCGCCGAGAGCAUGUCCUGGAGAUGCAUGGCGACCGGCUGA